AUGAAGAUGAUCAUUCCCAUUAUCUUCAUCUUUUGCCUUUUCUUUUCAUUCUCUUCCUCUGAACCAUCUGUGUUUGAUUUUUGUGUUGCAGAUUUUUCACUGCCUUAUGAUCCUGCAGGAUAUUCCUGCAAGAACCCUAAAAACGUGACAGCCAAUGAUUUUCAUGGAACUGUUUUAGGUGUUAAGAGUAACACGGCAAACAUUUUCAAAACUGGUGAAACGACAGCGUUCGUUCAACAAAUUCCUGGUCUGAAUGGUCUAAGUGUUUCAAUGGCUCGCGUCGAUGUUGAAGCAAAUGGUGUUGUACCACUUCACACACAUCCUGAUGCUACAGAAAUUCUUUAUGUGAUGCAAGGCCAGAUGCUUGCUGGAUUCAUUUCAUCAGACAACGUUGUGUAUUUGAAAACUCUCAACCCUGGAGAUGUUUUUGUGUUUCCUCAAGGUUUAUUGCACUUCCAACUCAAUGAAGGUAGAAGUCUAUCAGUGGGAAUUGCAGGCUACAGCAGUUCAAACCCUAGAAUCCAGAUUGUGGACUUCGCACUGUUCCAAAGUAAUUUGACCACUCAACUGAUAACAGCUGUCACUUUCAUUAAUAUUCUCGAAGCAAAGAGGCUCAAGAUCGUUUUUGGAGGCUCUGGAUAA
This is a messenger RNA of Prosopis cineraria, 642 nucleotides long. Its product is annotated as germin-like protein. Bases 1 to 642 code for a protein of 213 amino acids. The record is from RefSeq and is a predicted model, not a curated record. NCBI's taxonomy places the organism in Eukaryota, Viridiplantae, Streptophyta, Magnoliopsida, Fabales, Fabaceae. Gene Ontology annotation, cellular component: cell wall. The transcript is spliced from 2 exons. Gene Ontology annotation, molecular function: manganese ion binding.